This is a messenger RNA of Alternaria rosae, 1242 nucleotides long. RefSeq lists its product as uncharacterized. NCBI's taxonomy places the organism in Eukaryota, Fungi, Ascomycota, Dothideomycetes, Pleosporales, Pleosporaceae. The record is from RefSeq and is a predicted model, not a curated record. The coding region runs from base 1 to 1242 and encodes 413 amino acids. The transcript is spliced from 5 exons.
AUGGUCUUCCGCGCUUGGCAGAUUUCGCACGUCCUUUUCGCUAGUGAAAGCAGCGUUGUCGCGUUUGAUUCGUCGGGUUGUCAACCCUCUUGGCUGCUGUUGCAGGCGAGGUCUGACAAAAUUGACCUCCACUCUAGUUGCGCAAGCAACGAUCCCCUCACCCUCAGCCUUACCAUCCCGGGUGCGCUCGACAAGAUCCUUGUCGCCGCUGAACCACUUUUUUCAUCGGAUCCAUCGUCACCUAAACCUCCUAACUCUGAUUCAGAAUCUGAUUCAGAGGAGCGAAUAACUCCAGCGACCGACGAAGUCUUCGGGGAUUGCAAGAGUAAGGGGUGUCUGCUUGAGUGGGCGAUGCACCACGCUGACGGCGAUGCCGCCAUUCACUUUGUACCUCCCCGCGUGAAAGCACAGUCACCCUUCCAGACUGCUCAAGACCUCGAGAAUUGGAACUGGUAUCAGUUUCCUCCAGAGCGAAUUCAUGAAGAUUAUCACGACCUGGACAACGAGUAUUGGGGUCUCCAGAAAGUAUUCGAUGAUCUUGUGAUUUCCCGGUACACGAAUUUCAACGAGGAAAAGGGUCCUAAUGCAGUCGUCAGUAUCGUGCAUGAAGACCCAACUGACGACGAAGACGUCGACGACCAAAUGUACGUUGUCGACGGCGAGGAGGGCAAAGAGUAUCGGUGCACAGGUAUGAACCGCAAGGGCCCUAUGCAGGCAGGCCAGGAACGAGUUCCACGCCUGACACGAGAUGACAUGCCAAAACUCCACCAAUUCUCCGACGUAGGUUGGAUUACAUGGAAGACAUUCGCCGGGCAUAAUGGGGAUAAUAUCAGAGGUCUUCGGUAUUUCAUAUCAGUCGCUAUUACUAAUCCACAAACCCGAUCAGUGUGUCGGAAAGUAUUCCUUGAUAAGAAUCUGGUACUGACAGGGUGGCCGGGAGAAGCUUUUCUAUCCGGCACGGAUGAGUUUCAUGCCAUUUUGGGUACUCCGAACAUGCGAGGCUAUGGGUACAUGCUGAUUCAGCAUAAAGCAGAUCUGGGCAACAUGUACGUCAACGCAGUUCGCGUCUUCAAGUGUGAAGGAAAAGGAAGUCUUUGCAUUCUCGCAUAUGCAUACCAGGAGGCACCGGCCGAACCAGUGGACGUACCAAUGGACCAAUCAAUGGUCACGUCAGGUGAGAUCAGCAGACGUGAUGAAGGAAGUAACGUUAUGCGUCUACACAUGAUCUUCGCUAAGCUGUGA